Camellia sinensis is the source of this 1269-nucleotide messenger RNA. The record is from RefSeq and is a predicted model, not a curated record. NCBI's taxonomy places the organism in Eukaryota, Viridiplantae, Streptophyta, Magnoliopsida, Ericales, Theaceae.
ACGCACCCGCACCCGACACCCGUACCCGCGUCCGUGUAACUUAGCUUUUACGUAAUAAUCAGAACAACGUUCUUAGCUUUUAAUAAGAAUGGUUGUUUAGUUUAUUAAAUUAUGAAAAGAGAAUUUAAAGUCAACAGAAAAUAACAAAUUGAACUGAUGGUUUGGUUUAUUCAAUUGGGUGUUGGCGAACGGAUGAGUUAUUAGUUAAAUGUUUAUAUAGAAUUCUUUUGUAGUUUCAACACAUUUUGUGUUGUUAUCUACUGUGUGUUGGAACUACAAAAGCCUGAUCUGCUGGCAUUGUGUAUCUAGUGACAUGAUUAAAAGUUAUACAAUGGGAACGGGUCUAGUUAUGAUUACAGUUUUUGGGUAUAAUGAUAGUUGUUCAUCUUUUGCUUUUGAUUGAUUGUUGAACUCUUUGCGGUCAUGGCAGGUCUAGCACCAAGGAUCACAAUUUGAUGGUCGUUAGUAUGAUACCAAAAUGAAUGAGUUACUUUCAGCUGAUGGGCAAGAUUUCUUUACAUCAUAUGAUGAGGUUUAUGAUAGUUUUGACUCUAUGGGUUUGCAAGAGAACCUUCUGCGCGGCAUUUAUGCAUGCGGUUUUGAAAAACCCUCAGCAAUUCAGCAAAGGGGAAUUGUUCCCUUCAUCAAAGGUUUGGAUGUAAUUCAACAGGCUCAGUCCGGAACCGGAAAGACAGCAACUUUUUGCUCCGGUAUCCUUCAACAGCUUGACUAUGGUUUAGUUGAAUGCCAGGCCUUGGUUUUGGCACCUACUCGUGUGCUUGCUCAACAGAUUGAGAAGGUUAUGCGAGCACUUGGAGAAUUUCUUGGCGUGAAGGUACAUGCUUGUGUGGGUGGAACCAGUGUUCGUGAAGACAAGCACAUUCUGUUGAGUGGGGUUCAUGUUGUUGUUGGCACUGUUGGGCGUGUGUUUGAUAUGCUGAAGAGACGGUCACUUCGUCCUGAUUACAUUAAGAUGUUUGUACUAGACGACGCAGAUGAAUUGCUUUCUUGUGGUUUCAAGGAUCAGAUCUAUGAUAUAUUCCAGCUCCUCCCUUCAAAAGUUCAGGUUGGUUUAUCCUCAGUUACAAUGCCUCCCAAAGGCCUUGAGAUCACAAGGAAGUUUAUGAACAAACCAGUCAGGAUUCUCGUGAAACGCGAUGAGCUCACCCUAGAGGGUAUAAUUUAAAUAUGAUAUUUUAUCUUAUUAAAUUAAAAAAAUUUAUUUUAUUUAUUUUAUGACUAUUUUAGUCAAAAAAAAAAAAAAAAUAA